UAUAUAAAGCAGCAGAGCAGGGUGUAGGUGAAGGGGAGAAGGAUCAAGAAAGAGAGGCACGAGAAUCAGAGGUGGGCAUUAAUUGAAAAGCGAGAAAGCAAUGAAGGCGAUGAAAGGUGAAGUGAUGGACGGGUCCGAUAUAAAAGAGCUGGUUGAGAACGACAACGUCUUCUCCAACUUCGUCCAUCACAAGUUUCAACACCUCGACUCUGAUUGCGACGGUAAGCUCUCCCUCAAAGAGCUUCAGCCCGCCGUCCAAGAUAUCGGCGCUGCCCUCGGCCUGCCUGCCCAAGGCGCUUCCCCUCAAUCCGACCAUAUUUACUCUCAGGUUCUUAAUGAGUUCACACAUGGUAAACAAGAAAAGAUAAGCAAGACUCAGUUCAAAGAGGUUCUCUCAGAUAUUCUACUGGGCAUGGCGGCAGGCCUGAAACGGGAUCCUGUCGUGAUUCUUAGGAUCGACGGUGAUGACCUCCUUGAGUUCGUCAACGGGCCCACCUUCGAGCCAGAGAUACUCUCCCUAUUCUCCGAGAUUGACUUGCCCGAAGGAUCACUCAAAGACUACAUCAUCAAGGCCUUCGAGAAACUCUCCGUUGAUCAAGGCGUGCCUCCGGCUACAGAUCAUUGGGUCAUGAGCAACAUUCUAGAGCCGGCGUUGGAGCCCUUGGGGGAUUCCCUUGAUGAGACGGUCUCACAAGAGACGUUUGUAGCUGGGUUCAAACAAGCAUCGGAGAAUGCAGCGAGGCUUCUCAAGGAGCAGCCGGCUAUCGUUGCUCACAGUCAGAAUACCUUUGAUGGGAGCGGCAUUAGAAGGCUCUUGUCUAAUAAGUUUGAGCUGGAUAAGGCAUUGGAUACUGCUCUGAAGAGUGUUCCGAGGGAUCGCCAUGGUAAGAUAUCGAAGGAAUUCUUGAGUGUUGCAGUUGAUAAUUUGGGUGCCUCGGCCGGCUUACCUCCUCUUGGCGCUGUUGAGCAGAUGGAUAACAUAGUCACGGAAGCCAUAAAAAUGUUUGGUGGUGAGGAUGGGAAGACAGUGAAGGAAGAUGAGUUCAAGAAGCUACUAACAGAGGUUCUCGGGAGCAUCAUGCUGCAGCUCGAGGGCAAUCCUGUCUCGAUCUCAAUAAACUCGGUGGUCCAUGAGCCGUUGGCGUCGUCCUCCACCCUCCUGCAGCCUUCGUCGCCGUGAUGUGUGUAAAUAAAACUCAACCCAACUCAACUGAUGGAGACUUGUAAUUUUUUGACUAUGUUAAGUGAUGAGGGUUGGCUAGUUUGGAUGGAGCUGACUAUCUACUUACUAUAUAUGCUGUUGCUUAAACAUGAUCAUUUAAUGAUCAGUUAACUCUUAUUUACGCUCCCUAAUUAUGUUACCAGAUUCUUUAUUUUCGUGCUUUUGUUGUUGAUGCAUGUAACUUUUAUGGUGUUCAAGAAUUGAAGGUGUCUUCUUGUUUA
Salvia hispanica is the source of this 1443-nucleotide messenger RNA. RefSeq names its product Calcium-binding EF-hand family protein. Gene Ontology annotation, molecular function: calcium ion binding. The record is from RefSeq and is a predicted model, not a curated record. NCBI's taxonomy places the organism in Eukaryota, Viridiplantae, Streptophyta, Magnoliopsida, Lamiales, Lamiaceae.